AUGAUUGCAUGGCUAUAUGAAGAAAAAGGCGCAUCCGCGUUUUUUUUUUCUUUGACUACCAAUUACCGUGUUUGCUGUAUAAAAUUUUUUGUUAAGCACAUUGAAAAAGUUGUGCCAUUUUCUCGUGACGAACGCCUUGGAUGGCUCACAUUCUGUCCAACAAAUCUGGGUUCAACAGUGCGUGCUUCUGUUCAUAUCAAACUGCCGAAAUUAAUGGCCAGAAUGAGCGAGUUUAAGGCUAUGUGCGAUAAAUUGAAUUUACAAAUACGUGGGGUACAUGGAGAGCACUCAGAGUCAGAAGAAGGAGUUUAUGACAUCUCAAAUAAGGCUCGUCUUGGUAUUUCCGAGUAUCAAGCUGUGAAACAGAUGUAUGAUGGUGUGAAAGAGCUCAUCAAAGCAGAAGAAAAAUUAUAA
This is a messenger RNA of Strongylus vulgaris, 414 nucleotides long. The record is from the annotation of a GenBank genome assembly. NCBI's taxonomy places the organism in Eukaryota, Metazoa, Nematoda, Chromadorea, Rhabditida, Strongylidae.